GCCACAAACCGCGGUGGGUUUUUUCCCUGGGACAACCCCAGCGUGCAUACCUGGACCUGCACCAGUGAGCGAGCCCCGACGUCCGACGACUGUUCAACCAAGCUCACUGCUCUGCCAAGGGAGGCGAUGGAAAUCUCCGUUCUACCCGCUUUUGCGGUUGUGCUGCAGGUUUCUUCUGUGUUUGCAAGCGCUUCCGGCGACGGUCCCUUGGACGAGGUCACCGUUCCGGGGAUAGUGUUAAUCGUCGCUGGAGCGGCAGUUCUUGGUAUAAUUGGACUGUGUGUACUUGGGUGGGGAUUGCUCUUACGCCUAUAUUUUCGUGGCUCAAGGCAGCAAUCUACAGACAGUACAAGGAGCACCGAAAUUGUCCAACUCCCAAACUUGCAUCAUGCCCGUCAGCUCUCCCCAGCAAGUCACUGCAGUACCUGCAGCACAAUUGGCCAUUCUUCUCCCAUUCCCACUAGACCCCACACCAAACGAUUGGCGGUCUACACUCAUCCCAUACAUCACCACUUUCCCACCUCCAAGAGCGAGUUGUCUGCCCUAAUGGCCAGUGGAAAACAGGCUACAAGGAGGGUGUCCUUUUCAAAUCCAGAACUAGCUGCGUACGGGUGCAAAACUAAGGCCCACCUGCCUACCAUUUCGGACGAGGCUAAUGUAGGCCAAGGCAACGGAGUCUCGUGCUAUCCGCUGUGUGAAUCUUACAUCCACGCCCCACAAGCAGCAACUCAGAGUGAUCCGUUACUUCUCUGCACAUCGAAUUCUAUGCCAGCUACUAACUCCCAUGGAAGACUGCCCACAGGAUGGCAACACGACAUCAAACCGUAUCAGUAAAAACUUUUUGGGAAGACGACAAUCCCCCAAACUCAUUCUGACUACUAAUUAAUAUUGUGUUUAUGGUGAAAUGGCAAAGAAAAGCUAAGAAUAAAACAUUAUAUAAUAUUAUCAUGCCAAACAGCACUGUAAAAACAGAGAUUCCCACUGCAAUGGAAAAGCGUCAUAAUAAUAGAUAAAGCAAGGCUGU
Messenger RNA from Geodia barretti, 1024 nucleotides. NCBI's taxonomy places the organism in Eukaryota, Metazoa, Porifera, Demospongiae, Tetractinellida, Geodiidae. The record is from the annotation of a GenBank genome assembly.